Messenger RNA from Triticum aestivum (bread wheat), 1626 nucleotides. RefSeq lists its product as uncharacterized. NCBI's taxonomy places the organism in Eukaryota, Viridiplantae, Streptophyta, Magnoliopsida, Poales, Poaceae. The coding region runs from base 190 to 498 and encodes 102 amino acids. The transcript has 2 exons. The record is from RefSeq and is a predicted model, not a curated record.
CAAAAAAAAACCCGACCCCGGCUUCUCUAUCGCGCGCAGUCCUGAGACCCACCUUACCCGCUGGCACAGCCACCCGCGUCACCGAUCCCCUCGCGCCACCCCACCUCCACCUAACUCCGGCCACCUACUGCUGCUGCGCUGCCACGCGAGAUCCCACCGCCGCCCCCGCCGCGCGAGAUCCCGCCGCCCAUGCCGCUGCGCGAGAUCCCUCCGCCGUCGGGCGACAUCUUCCCGCCGCCGCGCGAGACCCGUCCGCCGGCGCCCCACCACCGCGCUCCGCAGGACCGGUUGUCCCCUCCCCUGCCGCUCAGUUCAACUUCCCCGGCCAACGCGGUCCACCACGUCGCCUGGAUUCCAAUCCAACCCGCCGUCCGGCACGGCCAAGUUCCUCCACCCAUCGUGGCUACUACCAGGACCACCACCUGCCCAGUCGUUGUGGCAUGUGGCUGCCUAGCACAUCGACGCCCCCAGACGUAUUUGCAGGUGCAAAAAAGUUAGAUGUAGUGAUAUGUUUGUUCAGUUUCACAGGUACUUCGGUAUUGGGAAAAACUGAGUUUUCUUCUCCAAAAUGCAUCAACACCGUGAAAUGCUAAUUCUUCUUGUGUGCUUCUAUAGAGUCUUGUGUUUCAGUCACCACCAUGACGAACCAGCUCGGCCUAUUUUGCAGAAGCAAGUCACACGAUAGUUUUUAGGAGGAAUGUAUUUCAUAGGUAAUAGGGAAUCAAGGUUCAGAGAGAUUUUUUUUAGCACAUUCAGAGAGCUUUUUCAGUGCACUGCAGCCAAACCCGUUCUGAAGGCCAAACUGCUGAUGUUUGGUUUUGAUUUUAUUUUACAAACAAAGUUGCUAGCAGCAGUAGAUCUUGGGAUUUGGGCACACAAGGAAGAAGACGAAAAGAAAAAUGGUGAGUUGGGAUUGCAUGUUCAUUGCUCAGAAGGAUAAGAUCCUUUUUGGUUUUAGCUAGAGAACUCCUAGUGGGGUAAAAAAAGCAGCUUAAUGGUUUGCUCUGUUUAAUGGUCUGCUUCACAGACUAAAUUCUUCAUUGUUUCUUUUUGUAUGAGCAUCAGACUUGAUUUAAAUGUGAGGCGGUUCGCUGACAGUAAUUUUGCCAGUUCAAUAAUAUAUGUACAAGUUGACCUCCUAGCGAUAUAUAUGCAUAGGAAUUUUGUUUCCGUUUUGUUUCUUGGUGCAUGCGAGAUGUUUUUCAUGUUAUGAACAUAUUGGUUCGCGAGAAGUUCAUGUACGACUACCGAAGGAGUUCAAAAAGCACUCAUCGCGAAGAGAAGAGGUGAGCAGCGCACUGGCCGUUCAACUUUGCCACCUCAGGCCGUGCAACUCCGCCCAUGUGAGCAAAGGGGGGCUAGUUUCUUCUUAACUGUUUAUUCUACACUUGUACGGUGCAUUUUGUCUCAGUUUUUAGGUGAUUUUUUGCUUUACUUACAUUGUGUUCAACAGGGUACAAAAGUUUGCCUACAAACUGUUCUUGUAUGUCUGUAAGAGCUGAUGUUGUGCUACUGCCAUGAGAAAAUGGAGCUUUUUUUGGAGUUGUUUUUCUGUAAGUACAUGUGAAGACUUCAGCAUGUAAGAAUGGAGCUUUUUUCAUAGUGAAAAGUGGUAUUUUUGGUGUA